Molecule: messenger RNA, 3550 nt
Organism: Patella vulgata (common limpet)
Lineage: Eukaryota; Metazoa; Mollusca; Gastropoda; Patellidae
Product: polyubiquitin-C
Exons: 2
Coding region: 104-2617 (837 amino acids)
Biological process (GO): protein ubiquitination; modification-dependent protein catabolic process
Cellular component (GO): cytoplasm; nucleus
Molecular function (GO): ubiquitin protein ligase binding; protein tag activity
Source: RefSeq, a predicted model, not a curated record
GUCAUGUGAUUAUCGUGUAUAAAAGCAGAAGCCAUUCCUUGCCUUCUUCAUUGGAAACCAUUGUAGUUCUGGUGACCUAAGUAGAGAAAAGUACGAAUUCAAAAUGCAGAUUUUCGUCAAAACAUUAACUGGUAAAACCAUCACAUUAGAAGUUGAACCAGCUGAUACCAUUGAAAAUGUUAAAGCUAAAAUCCAAGAUAAAGAGGGUAUUCCCCCAGAUCAACAAAGAUUGAUUUUCGCUGGUAAACAAUUGGAAGAUGGUAGGACUUUGUCCGACUACAAUAUCCAGAAAGAAUCAACCCUUCACUUGGUACUUCGGCUGAGAGGAGGUAUGCAGAUCUUUGUGAAAACUUUAACCGGUAAAACUAUAACCCUAGAAGUUGAACCAGCUGAUACCAUUGAAAAUGUAAAAGCUAAAAUCCAAGAUAAAGAAGGUAUUCCCCCAGAUCAACAAAGAUUAAUUUUCGCUGGUAAACAAUUGGAAGAUGGUAGGACUUUGUCCGACUACAAUAUCCAGAAAGAAUCCACUCUUCACUUGGUACUUCGUCUGAGAGGAGGUAUGCAGAUCUUCGUCAAAACUCUAACCGGUAAAACUAUCACAUUAGAAGUUGAACCAGCUGAUACCAUUGAAAAUGUUAAAGCUAAAAUCCAAGAUAAAGAGGGUAUUCCCCCAGAUCAACAAAGAUUGAUUUUCGCUGGUAAACAAUUGGAAGAUGGUAGGACUUUGUCCGACUACAAUAUCCAGAAAGAAUCAACCCUUCACUUGGUACUUCGGCUGAGAGGAGGUAUGCAGAUCUUUGUGAAAACUUUAACCGGUAAAACUAUAACCCUAGAAGUUGAACCAGCUGAUACCAUUGAAAAUGUAAAAGCUAAAAUCCAAGAUAAAGAAGGUAUUCCCCCAGAUCAACAAAGAUUAAUUUUCGCUGGUAAACAAUUGGAAGAUGGUAGGACUUUGUCUGACUACAAUAUCCAGAAAGAAUCCACUCUUCACUUGGUACUUCGUCUGAGAGGAGGUAUGCAGAUCUUUGUCAAAACUCUUACCGGUAAAACUAUCACAUUAGAAGUUGAACCAGCUGAUACCAUUGAAAACGUAAAAGCUAAAAUCCAGGAUAAAGAAGGUAUUCCUCCAGAUCAACAAAGAUUGAUUUUCGCUGGUAAACAGUUGGAAGACGGAAGAACACUUUCUGACUACAAUAUCCAGAAAGAAUCCACCCUUCACUUGGUACUUCGUCUGAGAGGUGGUAUGCAGAUCUUUGUCAAAACUCUUACCGGUAAAACUAUCACAUUAGAAGUUGAACCAGCUGAUACCAUUGAAAAUGUAAAAGCUAAAAUCCAAGAUAAAGAAGGUAUUCCCCCAGAUCAACAAAGAUUAAUUUUCGCUGGUAAACAAUUGGAAGAUGGUAGGACUUUGUCUGACUACAAUAUCCAGAAAGAAUCCACUCUUCACUUGGUACUUCGUCUGAGAGGAGGUAUGCAGAUCUUUGUCAAAACUCUUACCGGUAAAACUAUCACAUUAGAAGUUGAACCAGCUGAUACCAUUGAAAACGUAAAAGCUAAAAUCCAGGAUAAAGAAGGUAUUCCUCCAGAUCAACAAAGAUUGAUUUUCGCUGGUAAACAAUUAGAAGAUGGUAGGACUUUGUCUGACUACAAUAUCCAGAAAGAAUCCACCCUUCACUUGGUACUUCGUCUGAGAGGUGGUAUGCAGAUCUUUGUCAAAACUCUUACCGGUAAAACUAUCACAUUAGAAGUUGAACCAGCUGAUACCAUUGAAAAUGUAAAAGCUAAAAUCCAAGAUAAAGAAGGUAUUCCCCCAGAUCAACAAAGAUUAAUUUUCGCUGGUAAACAAUUGGAAGAUGGUAGGACUUUGUCCGACUACAAUAUCCAGAAAGAAUCCACUCUUCACUUGGUACUUCGUCUGAGAGGAGGUAUGCAGAUCUUCGUCAAAACUCUAACCGGUAAAACUAUCACAUUAGAAGUUGAACCAGCUGAUACCAUUGAAAAUGUUAAAGCUAAAAUCCAAGAUAAAGAGGGUAUUCCCCCAGAUCAACAAAGAUUGAUUUUCGCUGGUAAACAAUUGGAAGAUGGUAGGACUUUGUCCGACUACAAUAUCCAGAAAGAAUCAACCCUUCACUUGGUACUUCGGCUGAGAGGAGGUAUGCAGAUCUUUGUGAAAACUUUAACCGGUAAAACUAUAACCCUAGAAGUUGAACCAGCUGAUACCAUUGAAAAUGUAAAAGCUAAAAUCCAAGAUAAAGAGGGUAUUCCCCCAGAUCAACAAAGAUUGAUUUUUGCUGGUAAACAGUUGGAAGACGGAAGAACACUUUCUGACUACAAUAUCCAGAAAGAAUCCACCCUUCACUUGGUACUUCGGCUGAGAGGUGGUAUGCAGAUCUUUGUCAAAACUCUUACCGGUAAAACUAUCACAUUAGAAGUUGAACCAGCUGAUACCAUUGAAAAUGUAAAAGCUAAAAUCCAGGAUAAAGAAGGUAUUCCCCCAGAUCAACAAAGAUUGAUUUUCGCUGGUAAACAAUUAGAAGAUGGUAGGACUUUGUCUGACUACAAUAUCCAGAAAGAAUCAACCCUUCAUUUGGUACUUCGUCUGAGAGGAGGUUUCUAAAUGGAUAAAACUAACUUUUGUUUUUAUCGUGUUUUAAUUUAUCCAAUAAAGUUAUAAAGUUAACUGAACUAGGGUGACCCAUGUACUCACAGAAAUACAGUCCACAGCUGAUAGUUCGAGACUACCACUGAAGCGUGCACAUUCGCCAUAGUAUGAUACUAUAAAUAGCCAUGGCACAUGCAAUUCUCUACAAAUCUAUCAACUAUUACAGCCGUAAAAAAUUUAUUGUUGACGAUUUUGAAUAGCAGUAAAAUUAAGCUUCUUGGUUAUUACAGCAGAUUUAGAAAUUACGUUCGUUUCAUUUUUUAAAUCGCUUUAUCGUUAACUGUACCGUUAAGAGCGACAUCUUUUGGUUUAGUACAAAUAAUAUCUCUGAAUCACUCGGGUUAGACAAGAACAUGAUAUUAUCAGUAGUUUCAUUUUACUUUUACAAGCUUCUUAAAACGAUUGUUGACCUACCUAACGUGCUUAUUUCUAAAUUCAAUUUCUUGUUCUAGCUUUCUGUUAUGUUUCGUAAAAAAGUAGUCUUGAUUAUCCCGACCUGUCAAUCAGACGUAGAAUGGUCGAUAGACUGGUUAAGCGAGACUAAUUUCAAAACAAGGGCACGUAACCUAUCUUUUACUCAAAAGUGUCUGGAUGUUCUGGACGACUCUUGGAACCAGUUUUCAGUCUAUUAUUUAUACAUGAUUAAUGGUCAUAGCUUAUUAAGUACAACAUGAUCGUUUAUUUAGUGACUAUAAUUGUGUGAAACUGAUUUGAGGCUUGGCAUAUAUAAAUAUUGUGGCGUAAUUGUCGAGAUAUAUGGAGAUAUUUAUUUAUGGUGGGUCACCCUAACUGAACUAUAUUUUGUGUUUACUUAAUCCUUUACUGGUGUAAUUGAGGUGGACAUUACUAUAAUUUUCAUUAAACAAAUAAUAGUCUGUUUGCACAAAG